AUGCCGAUAGAAGUUGCUCCAAGCUGGUACCUACGAAGUAUGCACUUCACCGCGAUUGUUACAACUCCGGUAAACAUUUUCGGGAUUUUCGUAAUCCUAUUUUGCCAAACAAGACAACUCUCCUCAUUCCGUUGGCAUUUACUUGCUUAUCAGAUUUGCUCAAUGUCCACGGAUUUCUCAUUAUCAUCAGGAAUAAUGCCUGUAAUAUUUUCACCAUUUCCAAUGGGUCAGCCUCACGAACUAUUUACAACGCUUUUUCAACUUCUAGGGUUUGAGACAAGUACCAAAAUUCAAUGUGUGAUUGCUUUUUCGUCAAUUUUUGUUACUGCUGGGAGUGUCGAGCACUUAUUUCUCCUUAGAUAUCAGGCUAUUCUCCCAUCUGGUCAUCAUCUGAAAUUGUCCACAGCGUCAUCAAUCAUUAUACUGUCAACGUGGCAGUUGUUUUUAAUAACACUUAUGAUUGUCACUUUUCUCUUAGCAACCCCAAAUCAGCAGCUAGCAAGAGCUCAGUUUUUGUUACUACAUCCGGAUUUCAAGUACCUGUUGAAUUGCUACGGUAUUUUUGUUGAUUUGGAUGUCAAGUAGAGCGCUUGAUUCUGUUCAAUUAUCAACUUCAACCCGAAAAGUUCACGUACAACUGAUUAAAAGCUUGUGCUAUCAGGUACUUGAAUUUAAGGGAAUAAAUUGAAAAAAAACAAGUUUUCAGAUAACAACUCCGAUAUUGGUAUUUUAUGCUCCGAUUUUAGUAGUCGUUGGUACAAUCAUGUUCAACGUUCCCAAUAGCCAAUUAUCAUUUUUCAUCUCGGCGAUUUGUCUAUCGUGUCACACAUUUUUUGGUACUUUAAGCAUGAUGUAUUUCAAUCGGGUCUAUCGUGAAUGGAUAAUUGGUACAAUUAAAAAUCGAUCGCUUACGACUUCAGUACCAAGCUCAAAGUUCCUGCAUGCUCGAAAUCGGUUCAACAUGAACACGGCUAUUUUUUGAAA
Caenorhabditis elegans is the source of this 984-nucleotide messenger RNA. NCBI's taxonomy places the organism in Eukaryota, Metazoa, Nematoda, Chromadorea, Rhabditida, Rhabditidae. The record is from the annotation of a RefSeq genome assembly.